Molecule: messenger RNA, 708 nt
Organism: Acanthosepion pharaonis
Lineage: Eukaryota; Metazoa; Mollusca; Cephalopoda; Sepiida; Sepiidae
Source: the annotation of a GenBank genome assembly
AUGAAAUUUGAGUACUUUCAAUAUCUUUCUCGGGAUGUACAAAUAGAGAAAAAAUGGUGUCUAUUUGUCGGCCACUUUAAUCUAUCUAUCUAUCUAUCUAUCUAUCUAUAUAUAUAUAUGUGUGUGUGUGUGUGUUUGUGUAUAUUUAUCUCAACGUGUUCAUAUCUAUCUAUCUAUCUAUCUAUCUAUCACAUCCUGGGCAUAUCCAUCUAUCUAAGCCCAUCCAGCCAUCCACCGAAACGUCUGAGCAGCUUCUAUCUAUAUAUCUAUUAUGCAAAUAUUAAACUAUACACACGCCCGAAUACCAUCUCUCACUCUCUCUCUCUCUUUUUAUCUUUCUCUCUCACUUUUCAUCUCUCUUACUCUUUAACACUUUUUCUCUCUCACCCUUUCUCUUUCACCCGCUUUCUCUCACUACACUUUUUGUCGCUCUCCCUCUCAUACACUCUUUUUCUAUCUCUCUUUCUCUCUCACUCACAUUUUUCUCUCUCUCUCACACAUUUUUUUCUCUCUCUCUCUCACUCUUUUUCUCUCUAUCAUUUUUCUCUCUCACACUUUGUCUCUCUCUCUGUCUAUCUAUCUAUCUAUCUAUCUAUCUAUCUAUCUAUCUAUCUAUCUAUCUAUCUAUAUAUAAUCGACUCUCCCGUCGAGAUUCGACUUCUGACACAAAAAUAUUAUUACUUUGCCGCUGUCUGGCUUUUCUCCUGA